AACUUGCAUACUUUUCACAGUUCAGAAAUCAUUUUGCCAGCACAACUGAGUUAAGUUCAUACAGCCAUGCGGCACCAAAACCAGCCAUCACAGACACAUCAACACAGGCAGCUGAGUCUCUGGGCCAUUGACUCCUCAUGCCGAUAGGAAUUGCACAAGCCAGUUAGAAAGAGUUCCCAGUAAUAUUUGGUACAAGCUACAGCAGAGAAAUCAGUGCAAAGGACCCAGCCACAGAGAGCAAGCCACUUUUCUGCUUUCUUAUUUUCCAGAUGUACCAUGAGACAACUUUCUCCUCCGUGAUAUUAGAACGCACCACUCUGUGAUCUGAGGUAAAGGACAGAAUUCAAGCAAAGGGUUUAUUUAAUGAAAUAUGAUGGUGUAUGUACAUUUGACCUUCCUGUCUACCUUCUUCUUGGUUUCCAUGACAUCUGAAACAUUUGAUGCAAUGGAAGGUGAGGCUUUAGUUAUAAAAUGCCCUCGAUGGAGUUCAUCUGUGAAAGUCACCUGGUAUCACACGGAUACAAAUGAAAUGAUUCCUGCAGAAGGAGAGGGAUCACGAAUAUUUUCCUUAGAACGAUUUCUUUGGUUUCUGCCAACUUCUAGAGAGGAUUCUGGAAACUACACUUGUGUUAUACUUUUUUCAAAUAAUCGCACAAGGUCAUUCAACAUGAGUGUGCAGGUGCAUCCAUACAAGCAAGGAAUAUGUUUCCCAAGUCGGAUUCGUUAUCCAAAUGACACUGGAAGAGGAAAAAUUGUUUGUCCUACAAUUGACAGUUAUAAAAGUGCUACUAUCAUCCAGUGGUAUAAGGACUGUAAACCUCUUCAUGGGCAGAGAUACUUCAAGGGAGAAAAAUACAUUUAUAUUAAGGACCCAAGAAAGGAGGAUGAUGGUUAUUAUACUUGUCGAUUUAGCUACACUCAUAAAGGAAAUGUGUUCAAUGUAUCAGCAACGAGGAUUUUCAUAAGUGGCGCAAAACACUUCCCUCUAUCUCCUAGAAUUUUAUUUCCAAAGGACAAAGAUGUAAUAGAAGUGGAGCUUGGUGCUGCUUUGUCUCUGAAAUGUCGGGCCUGCCUGGGAAUUAAGAAACAGCCACUGGCUGUUGUCACAUGGGAUGUGGCUAACACCCCUUUGAAAGACUUACAUGUUUCAAGAUUCCAUGAAAAAUCUAAUUCUUUUGAAGGACAUGAGCAAGUAUAUUACAAAGAGGCCACUUUGCAUAUUACUGAAAUAAAAAAGGAGGAUCUGCAGGCAAAUUUCACAUGUGUAGCGCUGAAUGAAAUGCACAACGUUAGAGCCACAGUGACAUUGCGACUCAAAGCACAAUAUGAAGUGGGCCUUUCUAGCAUCCUCUUGAUCAUAGGAUCUCUAGUUCUGCUGGUUGCAAUAGCAGUCUCCGUGAUACUUUAUCAGUCCUUCCGAGUUGAUAUCGUCCUACUGUAUCGGGAGAUAUUUCAGCCCUACUCAGUCAAGGAUGAUGGGAAGAUUUAUGAUGCAUAUGUUAUCUUCCCCAGAAACCAUACCAAUGAAGCUAAUUUUGUGGAAUAUUUUGUUUACCAAAUCAUGCCUGAUAUUCUAGAAAAUAAAUGUGGAUAUAAACUGUGCAUUUAUGGGAGAGAUAUAUAUCCUGGAGAAGAUACAGCCAGUGCAAUUGAGAAGAGGAUACAGAAGAGCAGACGUCUGAUCAUUCUUCUAACACGGCAGCUGAUUAAUUAUAAAGAACAUGCUUAUGAUCAACACCUUGCUUUAUACAAUGCCCUCAUUCUAAAUGAUACAAAAGUGAUCCUGCUGGAAAUGGAGACAAUUGGGACUUCCAAGAAACUUCAGGAGUCUCUUAGGUUUAUUAUUAAGCAGCAAGGUACAGUCAAAUGGAAAGAGCCACACAGUGUGCACCCACAGUCAUCCAAUUCUAAGUUCUGGAAACAGGUGAGGUACCAUAUGCCACUGAUAUGCAAGUCCUCAUACUCAGCUAAUGCCAGGUGAACAACCUAUGAAAAUCCACGAGGGACCACAUGCCUGCAGCUUUUUUCCUUUCAGUAGGUAUGUGUUUUCACAGUCUGGAAGUCUGGCUGUAUUUUUGAACAGUUUUCAGUCCUUCAAUUGAGUAAUGAUAAGGUAAACUGAGGGAAUAGGUCUGGGAAACUGAGGGAAGUUUGUUAUAGGUAUGGGAGGUCUGUAAAUAAAUCAUUCUAGUCUGUGUGCAGCAUUUUGCAUGUCACAGGAAAGCAAAUGUACUUAUACUCUUUCUAUAUCUAGUUGUACAUACAACUGAAAAUUAGUAAUACCUUGCAGAUUUGCUUUGCCUUUCUAAUGCAGGAUCAAACAUAAAGGCCUUCUGUAUUAUUUGACUAGAAAGUAAAAUGUGCAUUAUGCAACUAGAAAA
Molecule: messenger RNA, 2381 nt
Organism: Neopsephotus bourkii (Bourke's parrot)
Lineage: Eukaryota; Metazoa; Chordata; Aves; Psittaciformes; Psittacidae
Gene: IL33R
Product: interleukin 1 receptor like 1
Exons: 13
Coding region: 371-1981 (536 amino acids)
Biological process (GO): signal transduction
Molecular function (GO): interleukin-33 receptor activity; interleukin-33 binding; interleukin-1 receptor activity
Source: RefSeq, a predicted model, not a curated record